Molecule: messenger RNA, 3768 nt
Organism: Dendronephthya gigantea
Lineage: Eukaryota; Metazoa; Cnidaria; Anthozoa; Malacalcyonacea; Nephtheidae
Exons: 4
Coding region: 187-3624 (1145 amino acids)
Source: RefSeq, a predicted model, not a curated record
CGUACUGUUCGGUCGUAUUGUCGUCUGUCGACCAUGAUGUCGAUAUAUUAACGUACUGUUUGAGGGAAUUGUUAGUCUGAGGCGAAGGGAAAUAAAACACAACUGAGAAGGCGUUCAAAAAGAGCUACCUUUGCCUUUGGCCGCUAAUGAUGAUCCAUUCGGUGUUUUGACGAAGACUUGAGAUUAAUGAUGGCUAGUGCCAACCCAACAACCACAAUAACGGAUGAAGAAAGAAGAUGGGUUGUUAUUGGAGUGUGCUUGACCAAAGUUUUCACACCUGCGUUAAGAAAUGUCCUGGCAACGGAAAUACCAAAAUGGCAUCAGGUUCUAUGUCAACCACCGACUGACAUUGACAAACAAGUGUAUGGCCGAUAUAAAAAACAGUUGAGUCCAUCAACUAUAAACCUCAACUAUAAAAAUAUUAACAACAAUAAUGUUCAUAAAUCACCACGGUUAUAUGAUUAUGCAGUUAAAGACCCAUUGUCUUUGGCAAAGUUGUUUGUUCAGCCAUUUAUGUCCAAGUUCACUGGCUUUGACGAAACAAUGGAUACUUCUGCAAUAUUAUCAGUGAUUUGCGAAGCUGCUCCAUUUACAGCAGCUGCUGCUGAUGCAAAGACAGUCCGGUCUGACAUCAGAAACGAGUGGGCACAUUGCAACUUUGCAAACUGGACUGAGGCAAAGUUUAAUGCUGCUUUUCUUUGCAUGGAAACUUUGCUGAAGAAUGUGAAUCUUCCACCUGAAGAGGAACAACAAAUGUGUGAUGAUCUGAAUAGCUGGAAAGAUAAAGGUUUGCAGUUGUGUUUCAAUAGUCAACUUGUUGACAUCCACGUACCGAGUUUACUCAAAGAGAGUGUCGAUGAACUUCGUUUAUCUCUGCAGACAUUGAAUUUAGAGAAGGAACAGGUGUCUACAGUACUUUUGAAUAUCGAUGAGAUACAGUCAAAAUUGAAAAAAGAAAUUGACGACCUGCGUGAGAAAGUCGAAAAAAUUGAAAUACAGGCAAAUGAUAAUUAUAAAGAGAUAGAGCUUCUCAAGGAGGAACGAUUUUUUGGUCAACUUGCAAGAUAUAUUGCCGAAAAGGAGAAGCUGCCCUAUGUCUUCAGUGCACCGGCACGAAAUCGUUAUUUUGCUGGUCGGAUUGAAGAAAUGAAAAAGCUUAAACAUAUUUUGAAAGUCGAAGAAACGUCGAACGAAAAGAAAGUACGUGUCGCAGCAGUAUGUGGAUUGGGUGGAAUUGGUAAAACAAGCCUUGUCACCGAGUAUGCUCAUCAGAUGAAGGAUUUCUACCAAGGAGGGGUUUAUUGGUUCUCUGCUGAAGAUGAUAAGUUUCUUGACAAGUCGGUGAAUGAUAUUGCGUCAAAAAUUGUUGCUGUCUCCGAUAAUUCAUUCAAUUCGGAUUUAGGAUUUAUCCUAAGAAGGAUUAGCACAACCAAUGACCCAUGUCUUAUUGUGCUCGACUGCUUGGAUCAACUGGAACUUUCAUCCAACAUGAUGGAAUUUCUUUCCUUCCCUUCGCACACAAGUAUCUGUGGACACUUUGUCGUGAUUACCAGGCGAAAUCCAGAGCGACUUAUCAAUGAAAUGUCGGUUUUGGACGAUCAGUCAUAUCUUCAAUUGAAGUGCUUUCAGCUUGAAGAAGCGAAGCAAUUUCUUUUUUCUAGAUCUGGCAUAACGCAUGAUGAAAACGUUGACAGUGACGCUGAAUGUCUUUGUGAAGAGCUGGGAAGAUUGCCACUUGCUUUGGAGCAAGUCGGAUCUUAUAUUAAAAUGCUUAAAUGUAGUUUUUCUUCAUAUCUGGAGCAAUAUAAAGACGAAAGCUUGCGACUGCUUGAACAGCAAAAAGGGAGCCCGGUAGCACCAGGUAAAGAGUCACUGGAACGUAUCGCUGUCCACACAACAUGGCGUAUCAACAUGGAGCAUAUAAAGAAAAGUUCGAACGGCGAGGAAGCUGUACGGUUUUUGAAUGCUUGUGCGUUUUUCAAUCGAAACGAGAUUGAAGAAGAAUUGAUCAACGUUGGAAAACCCGAAGUAGAAGGCGUCUCGUAUCGUAAAUGUGUGUCAUCGCCUUUGGGUAGCCGUCAGACUCUAAAAUUAUUGACCGACUUUUCCCUUUUCAAUUAUGUCGAUUUACACACUAGAUCCGUCACAACCCAUCGUUUGGUCCAGGAAUUGGUAAAAGAAAGUCUUGAUACUGAAUCGAAAGCAAAGAGUUUCACUGAUGCUAUGCGGAUGCUUUCGUAUGCAUUCACCAAAUGUUCUUCACCAAACGAUUUUGUGAAGGUGAAUGAGGAUAAUGACGAUGAGCAAUACAUGGCUAUUUCAGAUUUCCAGCAGAAUUCAUCCCAAUUCUACAUGUGGUCUAAAUUUUGUAUGCAUGGCCAUAAACUUUGCCAAAGUUUGGAGAAUUUCUUGCAAAUUCCCGUUUGCCUGGAGGCAUUGUGGUUUCCUGAAACAGCCAAGAUGUUUUACGAAUGUGCCGUUCAUUUGAGUGCAAAUCGUAAACAGAAUGAAGCAAAACGCACUUUGAACUUUAGCUACCGUAUAUUAGACUGGCUGCCGUCGAAGGAGUGUGAAACAAUAAACCGUGAUCUUUCAAAGUUGUUUCCUCUUCAUAUUCCUUUACCAAAGCAAUUGCGGGUCGAGAUCCGACGAUUUUGCGCGCCACCUUCUGUUUAUCAUCAAGCUCUGACUAAGCAACCUGCUCCAAGAGAUCGUGAUCUUGACCAAGUGAGAAUUCCGAGAUCAAAGAAUGGCGUAAAUAACAAAGAGGAUGAUGAAAAGUUUUCGUUAGAAGAUUCAAAUGACAUAACACUUCGUCCAGAUUGUUGGAAAGGUUAUGCUGAGAGGGCUCUGGCAUUUAAACGCUCGGAUGAGAAAUUCUGUGCUGAAAUAGCUGCUGCUUUAGCUUUUUAUCACAAUAGGAAUAUUUUUUCUAAUUAUUUUGCUGUCAACGACUCUCUCUUGGACCUUCAGCAUCGUAUUCUAAUAUGCGAUUCUGUGGAUGAACUGCGAGAAGCCAUUUAUUCGCAUGAACAAGACGAUGAGUUGAAAUUUCUGCUUUUGGGAUCACCAGAGUACAUCCUAAAUGUUGCAACAUUCGCCCGACCCUGGAACAACUGCGUCCUUGUUGGAGCAAGAAAAAUUUGUCCCGUUUCAAUGAAGUUAGAUGGCAGCAUUGUCUUGUUAAAAUGCAUGCUAGUAAAUCUGUCAUUUUAUUUUGAUAAAGGUCAAUUGAAUUGUUUGUCUGAGUCGUUCGUCAAAUUGUUAGGCUGUAACUUCACUUCUGGCGAUGAAGAAACGGCGCGUAACAACUCGUGGUAUUUUAAUGCAGAACAAUGCAAAUUCGAAUACAGUAAAGGUGUUGGUCUCUUUUGUUGUAAACCGGGGAACGUUGUUGUUGCUGACUGUUCCUUUCGUUUCAAUAGAAAGGAAGGGCUAGUAAUAGAAAGCACGUUGGCAUUACAAAGCGAUGCAUUAACAUUUAGUGCGAUUGAUUGCGAUGUUCACCAUAAUGGGCUGGACGGGAUUUUGAUAUUCCAAACUGCGAAUGUCACACUUUCACGUAAUAACGUCUAUUCCAAUGGUCAUAGUGGAAUAUUUGUCAACGCUGUGCGGCGAAAAUAAGAGAAAAUAACGUUUUUGAUAACGAUUCGUGGGGCAUUUACUCUAGAUGUUGUUCAAGUUGCAAUAUAUCAAACAACAAGAUAUUUCGCAAUAGAAAUGGAGGAAUUCGUAUAGUAGAUGAAGAAUUUGCUCCAUUUGUCGUCG